Molecule: messenger RNA, 1083 nt
Organism: Oikopleura dioica
Lineage: Eukaryota; Metazoa; Chordata; Appendicularia; Copelata; Oikopleuridae
Source: the annotation of a GenBank genome assembly
AUGAAGCUGAUCGUAAGUGCUGCAUUCUUGGGAGUUGCCACCGCUAUCAACGCGUGCACCGGCAGCGGUCCUCUCGAAUGCCCACCCGGAGGAACUACCUACCAGUGGUGCCGAGACAAUUUCGUUGACUACGUCGCCGAGCCCGAUGUCGAUGGAAAUGUUGAGAAGCCAAACCCUACUCACGUUAAGACACACGAGUCUCGACGACCACUCGCCCGAGAGCCACGAGAAAACUGGCAGGUCGAGUUCAAGCGAGUCGCCGCCCGACUUCUCGCCCAGGACCCCUCUAUCACCUCCAACAAAGAAGUUGCCGACUCUCUACUCUCCUACUUCCAGAGCCUUUGGCCCACUGACGGAUGGGUCUUUGUCGUCGUCAACAACAACGAGGCCUCUGAUGACUGCAUGCAGAUGAACAGCAUCGAGAAUGGAACUCAUAUGCGAUCGUGCUUUGACCACUGGUACUCUGGUUGCCGAGAAGAGGUCGAUGGUCUGGUCGGCUCUAAGGCUUGCCGAAACGAGAUCAUCUCCGACAACAACACCAAACGAUCCGCCAUUGGUGUUCAGGUCAACCGAGCCAUCGAGCAUAUGAUCAAGGUCGACAAGAGACACGUCUUCUGGUUCACUUCUCACGCCGAAGGCUGCGAAGAGAACGGCGAAUGCGGCGCUCUCAACCAGUUCGGAAAACCAUGGAACACUGCUGGUGAUAAGCCACGAGUCAUGGACCAGAUCGGAUCUAAGUUCGGUGUCUCCGCUAAGGAUCUUACUCUCAAGAACGACCUGAUGCGAUCUAUGGCCGCCAAACUCAUCUGGCAACACUACCGACAGGGUCUUGAUCGAGAAUUCAUCUCCAUCAACAACGACUACUGCUCCAGCUGGGAUACUCUCAUCACUUUCUGCUCCAAGACAAGCCAGCCCGACGGAAACAACGUCUGGGGCGACAUCGCCUGGAACAAGGUCAACAUCGACGACGCUCACUACUUCACCGACUACCAAGAAUACGAGAUCGGUCUUGAAGACGAUUGGUACGGAAACAACGGCAUGGGCCAGUGCGUCACCAUCGGCGUCGUUCCAUUCUCUCACUAA